AUGCUGCAGCAGACCAACAGCAGCUCAACGUCGACCACGACGAGCUCGUCGCGGGUGGCCAAGUCCUCCUCCACGUCCACGUCCUCGUCGCAGCGCGUGCUCAACGUCACCUCCAGCGAGAUGAAGGCCUCCUCCAUGAAGUCGGACCUGUCCGAGCUCAAGUCCAGCAUCACCGAGAUGAAGAACCUGUCCAAGUCCAACUUCGGCCGGCUGCGCUCGUCGCUGGAGGAGCUGGACCGGGAGGACGCCGGCGGCGGGUCGCCCGACCCCGAGCCGCUGGUGACGUUCCCGGACCCCGACACGCCGCCGCCCACGGGGCCCGUGGCGCUGCCGUCGCUCGUGGGGCCCGCCGGGGUGGGCGUGGUGGGCGCCGCCUCCACCGCGGCCGCCGCAGCAGCCGCCGCCGAGACCUCCCUCAAGUUCGAGCAGAAGCGGGUGACGUCCGCGUCCAAGACGAAGGUGGUGACGGACACCUUCAGCGCCGAGCAGGCCACCGCCAACUCGGCCGAGGUGAAGCGCGUGCAGGCCGAGGGCCUGAGCUACCAGGAGCAGUCCGCCGCGAAGGCGGUGCGCUCGCGCCUGGAGAUGGAAGGGCUGUCCGCCGAGAAGUCCAUGGCGCUCAAGCAGGAGCAAAGAUCCCUGAAAACUGGCGAGAUUACUCAACAGGAAAGUCAGAACAUGGCUGCUGCCAGUAUGAUAGUGCAGACAGAUAUGUUUGAAAAAAAAGCUAUGGCAGCUCAGCAGCAGCGACAGACAGUCACUUCAACUGGCAUCUUCAAUCAUGAAAAACAUUCUUCUUCCACAUCUCAGUCCAACAUCACUAUCACAACUAAAGGCGUGUGCACAAAAUCAUCUUCAUCCAUGAUCGCAACAUCUGCACAGAUGAGUCAAUUAAUGAAUGGGGCUUUGAAGUCUGCAUCUGAAGAUGAACUUCUGAAUCAGAGCUUUGAAGAUCUUGAGCAGUUAUCUGCCAGCUCAACCACUCAAGAUGUGGCACAGGCAAUUUCGAAGUAUUCUGCAUAUUUGGAUAAAUUUAUUACCAGCUUACGGCAAGGAGGAGAAGGUCGUCGUGCAAAAGCUCCUCUUCUCUUGAACAGAAUAAACGAGAUGAUGAGGAAAGCAUGGGCUGUGCCUACCCAUGGACAUGAACUUGGUUAUUCACUCUGUAAUGCACUGCGCCGAUGCGGUGGACUUGAUCUCCUCAUGGCCAAUUGUAUGGCUGGUGAUGGAGAACUGCAGUUUUGCAGUGCUCGCCUUUUGGAACAAUGCCUCACAACUGAAAACCGUGCCCAUGUAGUGGAAAAUGGCCUGGAGAAAGUCGUGAAUGUAGCAUGUGCAUGUACCAAAAAUGCAAAUUCUGUUGAACAUUCACGCACUGGAACUGGCAUCUUGGAACAUUUAUUUAAGCAUAGUGAAGGCACCUGCAGUGAUGUAAUCAGAUUAGGUGGUUUGGAUGCUGUGUUGUUUGAAUGCAGGAAGAACGAUGUUGAAACACUCAGACACUGUGCUGGAGCAUUAGCAAAUCUCUCGCUGUAUGGUGGAGCAGAAAAUCAAGAAGCUAUGAUUAAGCGAAAAGUGCCUGUGUGGUUGUUCCCUUUGGCGUUCCACAAUGAUGAUAAUAUCAAGUACUAUGCAUGCCUGGCAAUUGCUGUAUUGGUAGCUAACAAAGAAAUAGAAGCAGCAGUUCUUAAAUCUGGUACUUUGGAUCUGGUAGAACCAUUUGUUACCACUCACAAUCCAUCAGAAUUUGCCAAGUCCAAUUUAGCCCAUGCUCAUGGUCAGAGCAAGAACUGGCUUCAAAGAUUGGUGCCUGUUUUGAGUUCAAAGAGGGAAGAGGCUCGUAAUCUGGCAGCUUUCCAUUUCUGUAUGGAAGCAGGAAUAAAAAAACAGCAAGGAAACACAGAAAUAUUUAGAGAAAUCAAAGCUAUUGAACCUCUCAAGAAAGUUGCUAGCUGCCCCAAUGCAGUUGCUUCAAAAUAUGCAGCUCAAGCUCUGAGACUAAUUGGUGAGGAAGUACCUCAUAAACUGAGUCAACAGGUGCCCCUCUGGUCCACAGAAGAUGUGCGGGAAUGGGUGAAGCAGAUUGGAUUUGCAGAAUAUGCAGGAAAUUUUGUUGAGAGCAGAGUAGAUGGUGAUCUAUUGUUGCAGUUAACAGAAGCUAAUCUUAGAGAUGACAUAGGAAUUACAAAUGGUAUUCGCCGUAGGAGAUUCAGUCGAGAACUUCAAAACUUAAAGAAAAUGGCUGAUUAUAGUAGUAGAGAUACUGGAAAUUUAAAUACAUUCCUGCAAAAUAUUGGAACAGAGUUCUCUAUUUACACAUACUCUAUGUUGAAUGCUGGUGUUGACAAUGAUUCAAUUAUUCACCUUUCUGAUGACCAGCUGGCUAAUGAAUGUGGCAUUACAAAUAGUAUUCACCGUCAAAGGAUAACAAAAGCCAUUAGAGAUAAAAUGGAAAGUGGCUUGACUAGUGCAUCAGAUACUAACCUUGACAAGUCUCUGGAUGUAUUUGUUAGUUAUAGACGAUCAAAUGGAUCACAAUUGGCCAGUUUACUGAAAGUCCAUCUCCAACUACGAGGGUUCAAAGUCUUCAUUGAUGUGGAAAGGUUGGAAGCUGGAAAAUUUGAUAACAACCUCCUGCAGAGUAUUCGACAAGCCAAACAUUUUCUAUUGGUCCUCACCCCCAAAGCUCUGGAACGUUGUAUUGCAGAUUCGGAAUGCAAAGACUGGGUUCACAGGGAAAUUGUUGCAGCUCUCCAAUCACAGUGUAAUAUAAUUCCUAUCAUAGACAAUUUCCAAUGGCCUGAACCCGAGGAACUGCCAGAAGAUAUGAGAGCUGUCUGCCAUUUCAAUGGUGUCAGAUGGAUUCAUGACUACCAGGAUGCCUGUGUAGACAAACUGGAAAGGUUCAUGAGAGGAGAACUGAGCACUCGUGCUGAUGGAGCUUUGGGAAGAAUGGGUUUUAACAAAGGAGAUGCCACUCCCGGAACACCUUCAGGAAACACCUUAGGGCGCCAGCCGCCCAGCUACCAGCGAAUGCACAGCAACGAGAGUGGGAAGGGCAGUGACAAGGAUGUUAUUCAAACCAUCCAGUCCGUCCCAUCCCUGGCUUCUGGGAACAGUACGUCGUCCUCCUACUAGUCCACCAACUCGGCUGUACAAUUUAAUGCACCGUCCACCUAGCCCAGCCACACAACCUCGGCGCAGCUCCGGUACAGCCAGUGUCUCGCCUGCUCGAGCCUUGCCUACAUGUCCCCAGAGGCCUGGACGUUCACGUAGCUUGGACAUCUUGGUAGAUUCCACAGCAAAUGAACCUAAUGACAAAGCAGGAGAUGAACAACAACUAGUUAGUGAGUGUGAACAAUACCUUAGUGCACAAGAGCUGACUGCAAAGCCAACAGAGCAAAAGACUGAUGGACUCCAAGAAGAAGAGAAGUUUAAUGCUCUCCAGACAAGUCAUCCUGAUCUUGAUUACGAAUCAAGAUCCAUAGGCGAUUGUAGUGAUGUGAAACAAGGAUCACAGUUAUCUCUUCCAUUGUCUAACACAGGGGAUAACAGAAGAAAAAAGAACUUCAUGGACAGAUGUGUGAAUAAAGUGCGAUCAUUUAUUAAAAAAUAAAAAAUUUUAAUACAGUGUAUAAGUGCCAGUUAAAUAUUCUUGUACUUUAUGCAGGGAUAUGUAGGAGCUCUUAGUAAUAUAUUAUUAACCUCCGAAGAAACUGUUUUAGUAUGUUCAGAAUGUUGAGUGUGUUAUGUGGGAUCGUGUGAAUGUUAUAAUUUCUAUUGAGACAAUAUAAUAUGAAAUAACCAAAAAAAAAUCUGUAAUGUUAAACUUCACUGAAUGUAUAUUUCAGCUGUUGGCUGGCAAUCUUGCAGCUAAUAUUUGGUGCUAUUUUAUGACAUAACAUUCCAAAGAAACACCUUUCCCUGUGCAGUAAAGUAAUCAUUUUAACUCUGAAAUUAGCAUGUAACUUAGUGUUCAAGUGAAGCUUUUUCAUUAUUUAUAUUCUUGUGACUCAUAAACCAAAGACUAAAAGCAUGGGAUUAUGAAAUGUACAGUUGUCUUAUGUGAACUAAGUAGCCACAAAAACUUAUGCACAAUGUUAUAGGAAGAUGUUCUCUUAAGAAACAUCUGCACUGUGCAGGAGAAUAACUUAUACAAAUCUUUCUGCUUGACUAAAUAUGAUAAAAUAAAUCUUUCGAAGUCCUGUCAUUGAACAUAAGUAAUUGUGCAAAUUAUGCCCUCUUAAUUGACUUGUCCUUUUCUAUCCUUCCUAUUCUCUUUUGGUAAAAGAUCAUGCAUCAUGGUUUAUAAUACUUAAAUUGUGUUAAUUACUUUAGUUAUUUCUUCCCUUUUCUGUAUUAAAUAUUCUUGUAUCAACUCUGCUUUGCAUACUUCUAUAGAGAAUUAUUUAUAAACGCUGUCAUUUAUACUAUCUUGAUUCUUUACAGUGCAAUUAACACAACUGUUUUGAAAUAACCUUGUUUUAUAUUUCUAAAUGUUACUAUACCUCCAACAGCUUUUAUGUCUGUACAUGGCAACAAAAACAGAAUUUAUGUUAUAAAUGAGCACUGUAAUUUAAAACCAAAGUUGUUUUGAUUGUUGUCCCUUAUUAAAUAAAAUUCAUAAUUGAAGUAUUCACAAUCAUGAAAAAAUAAUACACAGCAAAGAAAAUUUUCUUUGAAGUAUAAAUGGAUUGCAAAAGAUACAAGCCAAGUGAAAGGGAAUAAAGUUAAAACUUUGACAAGUUACUAACAAACAAAUUACUGUUUAAAUAAAGACAUAUUUGUUCAAA
Molecule: messenger RNA, 4793 nt
Organism: Gryllus bimaculatus (two-spotted cricket)
Lineage: Eukaryota; Metazoa; Arthropoda; Insecta; Orthoptera; Gryllidae
Source: the annotation of a GenBank genome assembly